Erinaceus europaeus (western European hedgehog) is the source of this 3872-nucleotide messenger RNA. RefSeq names its product MALT1 paracaspase (gene MALT1). Bases 146 to 2644 code for a protein of 832 amino acids. Gene Ontology annotation, molecular function: cysteine-type endopeptidase activity. The transcript has 17 exons. The record is from RefSeq and is a predicted model, not a curated record. Lineage: Eukaryota; Metazoa; Chordata; Mammalia; Eulipotyphla; Erinaceidae. Gene Ontology annotation, biological process: proteolysis.
UCUAGGCCGAGCGGCCCGGUUUUCCCCAGCAAACCUGUCUCGGCGGGGCGGAGAGCGAGCUUCCUCCUCCGAGCCUCCCGCCUAGUCCUUCCGCCCCGGGCGAGCGACGGGGCGAACAGAAGGGCCGCGGGUGCCCAGGCCCGCGAUGCACUCGGCGGGAGCGGCCGUCGUGGGGUCGCUGUGGGGGGCGUCGCUGCAGGUCCCGCCGCCCCCGGCCGCGCCCUCGGGGCCGCCGCCGCCCGCCGCGACCCUCAACCGCCUCCCGGAGCCGCUGCUGCGGAGGCUCAGCCAGAGCUUGGACCGGGCGUCCGAGGGCCGGGGCUGGAGGCGGCUGGCCGAGGUGGCGGGGAGCCGGGGGCGCCUGCGGCUCAGUUGUCUGGACCUGGAGCAGUGUUCUCUGAAGGUCUUGGAGCCUGAAGGUAGCCCGAGCCUGUGUUUGCUGAAGCUGAUGGGUGAAAAGGGGUGCACGGUCAUGGAGCUGAGCGACUUCCUGCACGCCAUGGAGUACACAGAGGUGCUUCAGUUGCUCAGCCGUCCAGGAAUAAAGAUCACUGUGAAUCCCGAAUCAAAGGCUGUCUUAGCUGGGCAGUGCGUGAGGCUGUGCUGCAGAGCCACCGGGCACCCCUUUGUGCAGUACCAGUGGUUCAAGAUGAAUAAAGAGAUCCCAAACGGAAAUUCAUCAGAACUUAUUUUUAGCACAGUGCAUGUAAAAGAUGCAGGUUUUUAUGUCUGUCGAGUGAAUGAUAACUUCACUUUUGAAUUCAGCCAGUGGUCACAGCUGGAUGUUUGUGAUGUCACAGAAGUAACAGAGAACUUCCGGAGUAGUUUGGACGGCAGCUCUGACUUCAGGCUGCAGAUCUGUGUGGAGCCUCGGUCCCAGAAGCUGGCACCUGGGAGCACGCUGGUGCUGCAGUGCGUUGCUGUGGGAAGCCCUAUUCCUCACUACCAGUGGUUCAAAGACGACUCACCCCUAACACACGAGACAAAAAAGCUGUACAUGGUGCCUUAUGUGGAUCUGGAGCACCAAGGGACCUAUUGGUGUCAUGUGUAUAAUGAUCGAGAAAGUCAAGAUAGCAAGAAGGUAGACAUCAUCGUAGGAAGAACAGAUGAGGCAGUGGAGUGCACUGAAGAUGAGUUACAUAAUCUGGGACAUCCUGACAAUAAAGAGAAGACAGCUGAGCAACAUGUAGCAAAGGACAAAGUUGCCCUUUUGAUAGGAAAUAUGAAUUACUGGGAACACCCCAAGCUCAAAGCCCCUCUGGUGGAUGUGUAUGAGCUGACCAACUUGUUACGACAGCUAGAUUUCAAGGUCGUUUCACUGUUGGAUCUGACUGAAUCUGAGAUGCGUAAUGCCGUGGCUGAAUUCUUGCUGCUUCUAGACAAAGGAGUAUACGGAUUGUUAUAUUAUGCAGGACAUGGCUAUGAAAACUUUGGCAACAGUUUUAUGGUUCCCAUUAACGCUCCAAAUCCAUACAGGUCUGAAAAUUGCCUGUGUGUGCAGAACAUACUGAAGUCGAUGCAAGAAAAAGAAACCGGCCUCAAUGUGUUCUUACUGGACAUGUGUAGGAAGAGAAACGACUAUGAUGAUACAAUCCCGAUCCUGGAUGCACUCAAAGUCACUGCCAACAUCGUGUUUGGAUAUGCCACGUGUCAAGGAGCAGAAGCUUUUGAAAUCCAACAUUCAGGAUUGGCAAAUGGAAUCUUCAUGAAAUUUUUAAAAGAUAGGUUAUUAGAAGACAAGAAAAUUACUGUGUUGCUGGAUGAAGUUGCAGAAGAUAUGGGUAAGUGUCACCUCACCAAAGGCAAGCAGGCUCUAGAGAUACGGAGCAGCCUGUCUGAGAAGAGGGCACUGACUGACCCUGUGCAGGGCACGGCGUGCUCUGCAGAGUCUCUGGUGCGGAACCUGCAGUGGGCCAAGGCACACGAGCUGCCAGAAAGCAUGUGCCUGAAGUUUCAGUGUGGGGUCCAGAUCCAGUUGGGCUUCGCGGCCGAGUUUUCCAACGUCAUGAUAAUCUACACAAGCAUCGUCCACAAGCCCCCAGACAUAAUCAUGUGUGACGCCUACGUCACUGACUUCCCUCUCGACCUGGACAUUGACCCAAAAGAAGCAAAUAAAGGGACACCUGAGGAAACCGGCAGCUACUUGGUGUCCAAGGACCUCCCCAAGCACUGCCUCUACACCCGACUCAGCUCGCUGCAGAAACUGAAGGAGCAGCUGGUCUUCACCGUGUGUCUGUCCUACCAGUAUUCAGGGCUGGACGACACGGUGGAGGAGAAACAGGAGGUGAAUGUGGGGAAGCCGCUCAUCGCCAAACUCGACAUCCACCGCAGCCUGGGCAGGAGCACCUGCUUCCAGACGUGCCUCCUGUGUGAAGGACCCUUCCAGAGCGCGGCCUCCACCCCAGUUGGGCACUACCAGUCUUCCCAGGAUUCCUUCCAGGGGGUCUACCACUCACACCUGGCGCCCCCAGGCUCCCUCAUGCCCUCUGAUGGCUGUAGCUGCAGCCGCACAGCCAACACCUUCAUCCCGAGCCCCCCCACACACCACUACUCCUGUCAGCUGGGCGGAAGCAACGUGCCAGUCGAGACCACCGAUGAGGUGCCGUUCAGUUUCUCUGAGGUGCUGAGAAUUUCUGAGAAAUGACCUACCUCCCUGCAUUUGGACAUUACCUCAACUACAAGACCCCUCAAUGCUUUCAUGAAUCAAAGGAUUGAGCGAGAGCAAAUGCAGACACAAAGAGGAAGAUGAGUAACAACUACUCCGUAGCAGACUUGGGACUUUGAGGGGUUGGAAGUCAAUGAUUUAAUGUCAGAUUUCUCUUAAGGUCUAGUGAGGCAGUUUAUUUGGUCUGUGAAUGAGAGAGAGGGAGAGAGGGAGAGAACGUGACUGUUUUCAUGUUCGUCACUGCUUCAAGAACAAUGGGAAUGGCAUUACUGUACAAUGAGGCAUUGCAUUUUUUUAAAUUAUGUCUCUGUAUGUUUAAAAUCCAGACAAGAGCCUUGGCUAUCAUCAUACUUAAUGUGAUGUUGUCAGCAGAGAAAAACAGACAGAGGCAGGCCAUGUGAGUCAGAGCUGGCUCCCUAACAGAGACACCCCCACUCCAGCACUUUCUCCACUACUCACUGGGGACCAAGUCAGGUGUUAUUUUUGUAUAUAGGCCUACAGGUAGCUGUGUAAAUACACAUGUCUGUAUAUAAUCUAGGAAUAUUGUAGACUUUGUGUUGUAGGGCUUUGCCACAACUGUCAGCUAAGAGAGUUGUAUAUAAAUCUAUGUAGAACAGACUGAAUGUCUUGCUUGGCUUGUAAGGUCAUGAGAGCAAGCUAGAUAGCUAAGGACACCCCAAUCUAGCAUACACCUUCCUCUUCAUGCUUGAGGCCCUGGGUUCAAGUCCCAGCACCACAUGGGAGCUCCAGGGAUGGUGAAGCAGUGCUAUGUGCUCUUGAUAUCUCUACUCACUCACUCUCUCACUCAUUCAAAAUGGGAAAAUGAGGGCUGGAGAGUUCUCUCCACAGUGGUGUUACUGAGCAUGUGUAAGACCCUGACCUCACUCCCUAGCUCCACAAAACAGAAUAAAAUAAAUGUUCACAUUGGGUUGACUACUCGAUAUUUAAAAUAUUGCCAAGAAUAAUUUUUUUUGUCUGAACAGUAUUUCCAAGAAACCACCAUUCCUUGAAAACAAGAGUAAGGACCAGGUGGUGGCACACCUGGUUGAGUGCACACGUUCUAACGCGCAAGGACCCAGGUUCAAACCCCUAGUCCCUACCUGCAGGGAAAAGUUUCUUGAGCAGGACGGCAGGACUGCAGGUGUUUGUAUCUCUCCUUCUAUAUCUACCCUUUCCCUCUGUCUCUAUCCAGUAAAUAAAUAAAUAA